AUGUCAGAAGUGAAUCAAAGGCAAUGGUCCGAUCUUCCUUCUGAACUUAUCUCAGAGAUAGCAGAGCGUCUAGGACCAGUGGAGGUUGUGAGAUUCCGCAGCGUUUGUCAGGCAUGGAAUUCUGCUUCUUCGGUAGCUUCAGCUAAAAUUGAAUCUGUAGAAACCUAUGAACCAUGGUUUAUUCAUUACGGGUUCGAUGAUGAUUCUGAUCAAUGCCAGCUGGUAACUACUGAAAAUGGCAUCAUUACCAUGAGUCUUCCACAACUGGAUGCAACCACAACUUGCAUUGCAUCAUACCAAGGAUGGCUUCUUGUAUUCAAACAAGGCGGAUCAAUGUUCUUCUUUCAUCCCUUCUCAAAAACAAAGAUAGACAUUCCCAAGUUCCCAUACUCCGAACUUUCGGACCAUGUUGCAGCAUUUUCAUCUCCCCCCACUUCUGCUGAUUGCGCUGUUUGCCUCAUCAGGCGUAGCACUAGUAAUGAUGAUCAGUUGGAUCUGAAUCUACUUCGCCGCGGAGGAGGUAAUGAAUGGAAGCAUUACAAGAUUGACUGUCCCCAAUGGUACAUUGAUAUAAUCAAAUAUGCGGGUUAUGGUAAAAUAGGAGAAUUCUACUUUUUCGACGACAAAGAUCAACAUAUCUCCUUCAAGGUUCCUAGAGAAAACAAAAAAGUUAGCUGGCACGCUUGGACAACUAGAGUGACUUCUGCUCUGACAGAGAUUCCAGCGGGAGCAUACUACCGUUCCAAGACUUAUUUCACGGAAGCUGAAAUGUUAAACAAGCUUGGCUUGCCUGCUGAUGAGGAUGUUCUAUUUUCGAUUUGCGGGACACAAACGGAGCUAAAUGAUUUCGACAAGUUUAUCUUUGAUGAAAAUUAUGAAUUCAUUAAAACUAGUGAUCAUCCUGAAGAAUCCAAGAGACAACGAAAGUUCAAAGGCGUAUGGAUCUACCCAAGAUUCUAUCAAACCUCUCUAAAAGAGCAGAGAUGGUAA
Argentina anserina (silverweed cinquefoil) is the source of this 990-nucleotide messenger RNA. RefSeq lists its product as uncharacterized. Gene Ontology annotation, molecular function: protein binding. The record is from RefSeq and is a predicted model, not a curated record. The transcript has a single exon. NCBI's taxonomy places the organism in Eukaryota, Viridiplantae, Streptophyta, Magnoliopsida, Rosales, Rosaceae. Bases 1 to 990 code for a protein of 329 amino acids.